GCGAGCAGCACCCAGCCGGGGCCGCGCACCAGGGCCGCGGGGCUCCGUGCCGGGACACAGCGCACAGCAGCAGGGCACGGCCGGGCUGCACGGGGUCAGCAGGGAAAGAAGGCGGAGGCUCUCGUACCAGGGCAGUCUUGAAACUACAGAAAUUGCCUAUUUCACGCUUCCGAUCCACACCCUGCCACCGGCAGCAUCCCAGCGCCAGCCCAGGCGCGUCCAUCUCCCUCCGGCGGCUGGCGCCGGGCAGGAGCUACGGCCCCCUCGGGUCGUGUGGCUCGGAGGGUUGUUUUGUUUUUUUCAAAAAAUCAAACAUGAAAAUGUCUUAGCACAGAUUUUUGUAAUUACACAAGCAUGUUCCUUUUCUCUUUGCACAGUUCAGUGAAUUUUUAGUGUUUAUUUUUAUUACUUUCUUUCAAGUUCCUACGGCUCAGGACUUCACGGAGAAGCAUGAAAUCCCGAAUUAAUUGCCUCACGAGGUUUCACAGAUGAAAGGCUUUUCAAAACCGCUGGAUCACGGGGUUUGCCUUUUCCAAUUUGACAGCAAGGGGACCAGGGCACACACGGAUGACCUUGUGUCCGCCCGCGACUGCUCAAGCCGACCUGGGGAACCGCGUCCCCGCCGGCCCGGCCCAGGCCCCGCAGGUGGCGCCGGGAGGCGCACACGGGGGCCACAGCGGCCGCCCCCGCCGCCUUACCGGCCGUCCCGGCGCUGCAACGGGCGGCACUGCCCGCUACGCCGCGCUCAGCGCUGGCUGCUUCAGGCCCCCUCGGCUCGCCUGCCUGCACCCUCGGCGGCUGUACCGGGCUUACACGUCGGGUGCCCCUCCGCCCGCGCCUUCCCAGAGGCGGUGUCCGCUCGUCCUCACACGCCGGUCUCUGACCUCAGCGCGACCGCUGGCCGCGGUGACACAGCUGCCGCCCCGAGCAGGGGGGCACCCAGCCCCCGGCCGCGCAGGCCGCGGGGCCGGGCCGGGACGCCCGGCAGGACGAGCUCGCCCCCCUCGGCGGGGGACCGAAGCCCCGGCACGCCCGUCCCGUCGGGCGCCCGCUGCGCCUCCGAGGACGCGGCUCGGCGGUGCCUCGGCUGCCCCCCGCCCCGCGGCACGGCACACGCCGUUCCCAGCGCCCGGGCCGGCCGCAGCGGCGAUCCCCGCGGGCGGCUCCCCGAGGGCAGCAGCCCCGGCCCGGCCAGCAGCAGCCCCGGCGGCGGCGCGGGGAGCUGGCGGCACGUGAGCGCCCCACGCCGCCUCUGUGGGCGCUGGGAGCCGCCCCCGGCCCCGGGCGGCCUCCGCUGCCAGGCCGCGGCCCCGCCACCCCCGGAGGGGCAGGCCCGUCCCGGCCCGGCUCCGCUUCCCACUUCCUCCCGGCCCGGCAGGGCGGCCCUCCCGCCGACGUUUCCACUCCUGCGCACUGGCCGCGCCCCCCGGGCCGGGCCGGGCCGGGCCGGGGCCGGGGGCGGGCCGCGGGCGGGGGCGGGGGACCGGCGGGCGGCCAAUUGCGGUCCCCCGGGGAGCGGCUCUGGCGGGGCCGCCGCCCGCGCUCGCAGGGAAGGAUGGAGGCCGAGGGCCGGGUACCGGGGCCGCCGCUCCCCCCGCCUUCCCCCGGCAGCGGGGGAGGGGCUGGGGCCCGGGCCGAUGCCCCCGCGGGUGCCCCCGGCGCGGCCCGGGGGCCGCCGCUCGCCGCCGCCGAGGUGCUGUCGUUGGACGACGAGGAGGACGACCUGGAGGUGUUCAGCAAGUGAUGACAUCAGACUUAUAUCACAUAAACUUCAAGAACCACUGGAAGUAAACCUGAAAGAUCAUGAGGAUGAAGAAGGAGAAACAGAUGCUUGUUUGAAACUCGCAUGCAUUCAUUCAUGUGCAGAUGAACGCUGGAGCUGUAUUACAGCGGAACUGAACACCUGCUUAUUCUAUGGACUGUUAUUGCUCGUGUUGUGUUUCACAAACUACAUAUUCAUAAGCCCUUCCAUAAAAAUAUACUUUAAGAAACCAGCCUGUAUAGAACAAUUUUUAGUAGCAACCUAGAAGGAGGAAUGAAACAUAAGAUAUUAAUGAUCCACAGAAAAUGAGAAAGUAUGUAACACAUUUGCCUUGAUCCAAUUUAGGCCUUGCAAAGUCAUUAUUUCUCAAGUUACACAGCCACUGAAGUCCCUUACAUGCUCAAAAGCAUUUUUCUUUCCCUGGAAAUUUCCCGUUGUCUCAGCGCUUUGAAUCCCAUGGGCUGCUCUGAACUAGCAGUCCUCCACCUUCACCUAGAGCACGGCCAGCUAGUGCUAGUGGGCAGUGAAAAGUUUCUCUUUUUAUCCUCCAUCGCUCAAGACAGUGCUGCCUGAUUGCCACUAUAGGAAUCAUGUGUGGGGACACACUGAGUGAAAGUAAAAUGACUGACAGGUGUACAAGCAGUUAUACAACAUUUGAAGUCUUGCCUUUAGUCUUCCAUCUUGCUUUCAUCUCCCAGUUCAAAGAACUGCAUGUAAGUGAUGGGAGGAGAACUGGUACAUCAGUGCUUUCUGGGCAUAGUUAUCAAUAUAAAUUUCUACCCCAUAUUUGUGGGAGUACAUGGAUAAAUCCAAAGGAGAGGGAUGGCGGUAGGCAAUGAGGUUUAAAGCAGGAAAAGGACAAGAGAGAACGUGUUUCAGAGAAAGUUCUGAUCCAGUUGAAUCCAAAGAAAAAAAACAACCCUCACCAAGCCCAGCAGCACUGCUGUGGUGUGCUCUUCACUGCCAUGAGGUUGGCCUUGGGAUGAUGCCAUCGCUCUAGUUUGUGUGGAUGCUUCCACUUCUGGCAUGUGAGCAGUUUUCUCCUUAACAACAUCCCUUUUCUCCUUGCUCCGAUAGUUAGCAAGGCACUGGAAAGGAGAACUCUUUGCCACUCGGUCGUUAGUGUAGUCUAACUACAUUUUUAGAAAACUUCCAGAAAAUAGAUUAAUUUUAAGAUUUUUCAUGAAAGUACUUCAUUGCAUUGGAUAUAUUUAAAAAAUGUAUAGAUUCUAUGAUAUUUAAAAUAUAGUAAUUUAUUUAAAUUGUCCUCAUUUAUUACUUUUAAUGAUUUACUCAUUUAUUAUGCUCUUUUAUGGAUUUUGUGAAUUUAUUUUCCUAGUCACUAUGUCCUUCAAGAUUUCAGAUUAGUAGAUCUCAUCCAGACUUGCAUCUGAGGAAGAAAAGGAGAAUUCUUGCCUGUUUCCAAUUUCCACUCCCUUUCUCAGCAUUGGGGUGAUCACCACUGAACGCUCUGAGCACAAGCAGCAGCUAUAGGGACAUAUUCUUAGAGAGCUGUGGUGGAAGUGGUUGAUGCUAUCAAAAAGUGGGUUUCCACUUCAGCAGAACAGCGGUUUGACUUUUUUUUUUAUAAAUUAAGCAGCAAACUUAUUCUGCAUCCUUACUGUUUU
Messenger RNA from Falco peregrinus (peregrine falcon), 3390 nucleotides. It is a transcript of the gene SNX7, whose product is annotated as sorting nexin 7. Gene Ontology annotation, molecular function: phosphatidylinositol binding. The coding region runs from base 489 to 2027 and encodes 512 amino acids. The record is from RefSeq and is a predicted model, not a curated record. The transcript is spliced from 2 exons. NCBI's taxonomy places the organism in Eukaryota, Metazoa, Chordata, Aves, Falconiformes, Falconidae.